Messenger RNA from Hemicordylus capensis (graceful crag lizard), 3846 nucleotides. It is a transcript of the gene FAM163A, whose product is annotated as family with sequence similarity 163 member A. The transcript has 5 exons. The record is from RefSeq and is a predicted model, not a curated record. The coding region runs from base 503 to 1000 and encodes 165 amino acids. Lineage: Eukaryota; Metazoa; Chordata; Lepidosauria; Squamata; Cordylidae.
UGUGCCUUUUCUCCAGCCGUCUCGGAGAGUGCGCGUGUGUGUGUGCGCGUGCCGGAGUGGGGGCACUCACCAUCCAGCUCCCACCCACAGACGAUGAAGCAUAGGCGCCCCCUGCAGCAGGGGGGGAUCCAGCGCACCCUUUUGGAGAGCCUCGCCGUGAAAUGUACUAGACCGUCUCAGAAAGCGUGAAGGCGCUCGGGUCGCCUCUUCAAGUCGGUUCAGUCCCGCUUGCCCUGCCCUUUUCUCCAGUCUACACAUUUCUCUCCCCCCCACCCCCCGCAGUUGCUGUUGUGGUCGGGUGUGUUCGGACACUUGCAGGGCACGAAACCGGGCGACUGAGUCAGAACAGGCGCCUCCAAGGAAUGGACUAACCUGUUUGAGACCAUGUGGAACGUUUGGCAUCAGUCUGCACCUCCCAGGCCCAUGUAACAGCAGUGCCAUUGGAGACAGUUUCAGAGUCCAACGCACCCUUCACUGAACAGUUUGAUGGAGAAUCGGUCGGAUGACAGCAGGAACUGUUGUAAUCACUGGCGGAAUACUAGCAACAGUAAUCUUACUGUGUAUCAUUGCUGUUCUCUGCUAUUGUAGGCUACAGUAUUACUGCUGCAAGAAAGAUGAAUCUAAUGAAGAGGAGGAGGAGGAGGAAGAGGAGGAGGAGGAGACUGACCUUCCCCCUCACUCACAUUAUACCAUGUGCAAUGCUUGCAACUCUCGUAUCAUGGACGGGCAGGGUAACCCCUCCUUUCUGCCCCAUGAGCUUAACAAGCAGAGUAAUCGGAACUAUUGCCCAACCUGUUCCCCCUAUGGCUCCCCCUUUUACAUACGGACCGCCGACAUGGUGCGGAAUGGGGGUGAAAGGAUCACCUACACACCUACCUGCUGCAAGGAAAUGGGGUUGCCCAUCAAAAUGGCAACCCUCCAGAGUUACCCGGUGACCCAUCAUCACUGCAUCAUACAUGAGACCUUUCCAAACCCGAGGGCUUUUAGUACAGAAGUAUGAUCACUGUAUAUCAUUACCACAGGGUGCUUCAGUGUGAUCCCCUUUUGGUGGUGGGGAUUUUAAUUUUGUGGGUUUGCUAUGAAAACCUUUCACCAACAAUGGAACAUGAGUCCAAGACCUGGCAUUGUUCCCCAUCAUUACAACAAGCCUCUUAGAGAAAAAGAAAGAACAUUGUAAUGAAGAGGUUGAACGUGGCCAUUUUUGAAGCUGCAGCCAGUGUUGCCAUAUCCGCUUCAGGGGUCUUGUCCAAGGAGGGCUAUGUACAGUACAAACCAACUUGUAUUUAAAGACUCUUGCCACUCCAUCCUGCAAUUCCACCUCCCCACUUGCCCCCACAAGCAUCGUUGGUGUCUACACUUGGCAAAUCCUACUUGUCACUCUCUCCAAAGCAAUACUCAGAAACCUUUCUUGGCAGGAAACAGGAGCACACACUAAGUCAGUCAACACACUGUUUCUGGAAGCUCUCAUCCCCGGCACUAGUAGUGGCAUUAGCAAGAGCGAUAACCAGAUCCUUGCUUGCUGAGUUCACUUCUAGUGCUGCUCUGCAUUGGAAAUGGAGAGGGGGAAAGCAAAGGCAUGGAGGGGCCUGGUUAUCCCUGUAAUAUAAUAGUUACAAACGGAAUGCUAUCAUCUGCAUUAGAAUGUGAAAUUGGGCAAUCAUUCUCUGUUUACUCCACACACAUACACAAGCACAUACGUAUACAAAAGAUAAAUGAAAGGAAAAACUGGGAGAGGAGGGACUAGUGGCAUUACUAGCAUAUUCGAAAAAAUAGACGAUGGCUCUUCUACUUCAAAAAAGAUCCUGUUAUCCCAAAUUCUUUAAUCUCACAAGCUUUCUUUAGAACAAUUACUUCUGAAGUAUAAAAAUUGCACCACUAACGAGGUAGAACUUUGUUAGGUCUCUUCUACACCUCUCUUCCUCUAGUGUUUUAAGCCCUUGUACAGGGCUGUCUAUUGAUAUACCUUCUGGUAAAACUGGAAAAGAUGAUUCCUUUUAUCAUUGCCCUAAUACGGAAGAUGUUGUAGGGGGUGUCAAACUGCUUUCUGCAAGGUGAAGAAGGGCCUGAGCUGAAGUUGUGUGUCCAUUUUAUGAAUUUGCAAGUUAAUAAUGUACACCUUUUAUAGAAGACCUCUUCAGAUCCAGAUAGAAAUGAACUGUUUUGCCUUAUGAAUGUGUUUGGUAAUGUUUGCAGCUUCACCCUUUGCUAUUUCUCUAGUAUUGUUUCUGCAUUUUAAUCAAUGGUGAAUUCAUCCUCCCAAGAGAGCAAGCAAGUACCAGCUUUGCAUGGAGUCAUUCUUUUCUAACUCCUCCAGCCAUUUUGACUUGACCAGUUGAGUAAGCACAAAGGUCCAUUCUCCUAUGUCAGUAUGGAUUGGGCCUCAGUCAUAAAUCCUAAAAUACUCAAGGGUCCUAGCUACUUGUGCCAAUGGGACUUAUUCAUGAGAAAAAGAAUGUAUGGUCUUCCGACUAAGAUCAUAAAUAAGUCUCAUUGGUAUAAAUGAGUAGGAGAUGUGGUCACAAUCCCAAGAAAAUCAAGUAUGGCAGCAUGGUCCAUGGGCAUCAGUAUGAUAAUUACUUACAAACAGUACACUGCAUUGAUUUCAAUGACAAAGUGACUUUGCAAAGCAAUGCUCCUCUAGGCCAUCAUAAAGAGCUUACAGGUUCCAAGGACUGUUCUGUAAUCUGAUGAGAUGAAAAUAAUUUUAAAAAUUAGAAUGGUAGGUGUUCAAACUGUUUCCCCUGCUUUUCUCUCAUCAGCUAAGCAUUUCCCCCCGCCCCACUUGGAGAACUCCAGAAGCCUUUGCUCUCGUUGGUGUACAAAAAUGUACCUCCUUUAAAUUUACUAACUCUUGUUUACUCAUAAGCAUGUUUUAAUUUUCUAAAAUCUGGUAACAGAUACAUUUAGGAAAUUAUAUUCCAAGGAUAAAACUUGCCAGGGAUCUGUUUAAAAAGGUUUCAGGGUUUAAACUUCUUGGAAUAAAUUUAUUUAUUUAUUUAUUUAUUUAUUUAUUUAUUUAUUUCUUAUCUGUCUGUCUGUCUGUCUGUCUGUCUAUCUAUCUAUCUAUCUAUCUAUCUAUUUAUUUAUUUAUUUAAAGGGAGGGCAAAUCCAGCUAGCAAACUGGCUGACAUUCUGCACAGCAAUAUGCCAGCAUUCGGGCCCUGCAGGACUUCUGCACACCGUGACAGCCAGCCCUGAGUCGACAGUGUUACAUAACAUGACAGUUGUGUGACUUAAACAGCGUCUGAGGAGUUGUGCGGCACUACUUCCAUUCCCUAACACUGGCAUAGUGCUGCAAGGAAUGUUGGCCGCUGUUUCUCCAUCCUUGCAUCUAAAACCUUUGCUUAAAACCAAGAGUUAUUAAAUCCAAAGGAUUUUUAUAGUUACAAUCCAAGGGGACCCUCUUGUCCCUCUGUUGUUGUUAUUAAAAAUAUUUAUAUACUGCAUUUCAACAACAACAAACACCAAAAGGGUUCAUCCUCUAUAAAAGAAAAAUGGUAAACACCAGAGAUAGUGCCUCUGGUAGUUCUGGUAACAAUAGCCACAGGAGAGACACUGUGCUGGGGAUGGAUGGAAACAAUUGUUUUCCUGCUGCUUAAUAUAAAGAGAAAUGCCACUUUAAAAGGUGCUUCUUUGCCCAGUUAGCAGGGUUUCCAUCAUUAUGGGACCUGGAGCUCAUUUACUCCUGUACAGCAUGCCUGUGAACAUACCUCCAAGGCCUGCUCCCACACUAAACCACUUUGAAAAUAUCCCACUCUUAAGUGUGUGUCAGCAGACACUGUACUCAUGGAGAAAUCCGCCUUGUGAUACGGAAUGCUGAGGCCUCCAGCAUUCUGAUUAUGGGAA